Messenger RNA from Habropoda laboriosa, 1173 nucleotides. RefSeq lists its product as uncharacterized. The record is from RefSeq and is a predicted model, not a curated record. The transcript has 4 exons. NCBI's taxonomy places the organism in Eukaryota, Metazoa, Arthropoda, Insecta, Hymenoptera, Apidae.
AUGUGUAAAAAGGCACUCGGAAAAGCAAAAUCGGCAGUGGUGUGAAAACAACUUGGGGCGGAAGAACGUGCACUUUCGGUGAUCAUCUCUUUCGUCGGCACGUUUCGCAGAGGACGUGUCAUGGCAAACUGCGUAAAAACGGAAACAAAAGCAUUUGCGUUGAACGCAUUACAGUACGAAGCAAAGCCUCGGUUAGAAAUGUAUCUGACUCCUGCCACCCUCUAUGCUCUCAAAUUAUCAUUCCAGCAGGGAGCUGUUUCCACCGUGUUUCGUAAGAAUGGAAUGGAACGUAACAUCACGAAAUCAGCAUAUAUCCUUGCAACUGUUGGCCUAUCUAUGAGCAUAUUUUCUGUGAGGAAGAUGCUAACUUCUGAACAUCCAGGCCGGCUGUAACAACUUCGUUAAAUUCAGCAGCAACAAAUCAAUUCCAAAGAGAGAAAUAAAACAUCUCUGUAACAUGUUUGCGGAUAAACAUCGCCAUUGAAUGUUAGACCCUUACCCAAAUCGAAGUGCUCUUUUGAUUGUACUUUACAUCUGAUGUCAAGAAUCUCGUAUAAUUAAUUUCCGAUGUAAAAGAAGAUGCUAAUAUGUUAGCUAACGUCAGAAUCGAUUUUAUCCAAAAACAUUGAACCGUUCUAAAGAAACAUAUUAACGUACACGGUAUUUAAUGUAUACCACUUUGCAUUUUAAUUAAUAAUUCAAAACGUUUGAAACAUGUUCGGAAUAAUUGAGCAUGACACAAAGAAUACCAAACGUGCAUUAAUGGUAUUUCUUUUGGAUAAUACGAAUCAGCAAUUGUUUCUUAUGUUCGAUAGUUUUUACGAAUUUGAUCGAUGUUGUUGCAUGUAGUUAAAUAUACGAGAUCGUCUUGUGGAAGAAGAGAUUUUAAAAAAAGUUUAUCAAAGAACAUGCUGUAAAGAACUAAGUAUGGCGAAUAUUGUUUUGUUAAAAUUUCGUUUAAGAAUGUUGCUUCUUAAAUACAAGACUAACCCGUUGAUGAUCUAUUGCGAUUGUUGCUGCCAUUAGUCACAGGCGCUGAUGACUAAACUACACAUAUUUAAGCGCAACAUUGUACAACGCUUGUAUAGAUUGUAUUCUUCUUGUCGUAGUGAAAUGAUACAAAUUCUGUCACGUAAAAUUGUCAAUGGAUUUUUAUUAGUAUAUUUAUGUUUU